AUGGAUGUAUGUCUACUAACGACAUGCGGUCGUCCGUACUUGGAGGAGGACCAGUCAUUAUCCAGGAGGGACACGGUCGCCCUCACAAGCAGCAACACACCAAUGACAGGUUCUGGCACCCAGCUGACAAAAACUCAGAACGUCUGUAAACCACAGCCAAGGAAAAUUGUCGAUUGCAAGGCGCUGUACCGAGGAGAAAACACAACGACCCUCCCUAACGUCGUUCAAGUUCCCAAAGAAUGUCGGUUAGAAAACAUUGUCAGAAACUGUAGUCUGCUCCGUUUGGCCCACGGUUACGGAAUGGCUCCCAUAACGCGUGAGGAGCUCGACUUUCCAAUUGCUUUCUCUAUUAAAGUGCACGUAAAUGCUAGACAAGUAGAGCAAUUGUUACGAACAGUAUACCGGUCUCACAACACUUACUGCAUCCACGUAGACAAGAAAACAGACGAAAACGUUCACGUGAUUAUCAACCAAAUCGGAAAUUGUUUCAAAAACGUCCAUAUUAUUCGACAUCCGAUCAAUUUGAUCUACGCGUCAUCUGCGCACGUCAAAGUGGAACUGGAGCUUAUGAAGCUAUGUCGUGCAAAAGAAAAAACCUGGAAAUAUUACAUUAACUUAUCAGGGCAAGAUUUCCCUCUGAAGACAAACCUGGAAAUGGUACAGAUCUUGAAGCAGCUGCAGGGCCAAAAUGACAUAGAAAACUACAUGCUAACACAAUUCAGAUGGAAGCAUUUAAUGCGGAAGACCAAAAUUGUUGACCGAAAUCUUAUAACUACGAACGAAACCAAAGAGCCGUUUCCUUAUAAUUUAUAUUUUCGGAAGGGCAGCACUUACGGCAUAUUCAGUCGACCGUUUGUGGAUUUUUUACUGGAAGAUAAUUUCGCUCAGCUUUUCGUAAAUUGGUCACGUGAUAUUACACCGUCCGAGGAAAUCGUGUGGUCAACGCUGAACAGUCUGCCGUGGGCACCGGGUGGCUAUAGUGUUGAAGUACGACGCGCAGACGGCUUCCACAUGGCUAAAGCAGUUAUUUGGACUUUUGACGCUGACUAUUGCCAAGGGAAGGUGGUGAGAAGUGUCUGUGUGUUUGGGUCAGGUGACUUGCCUUGGCUCAAGGAUCGUCACGAAUUGUUCGCCAAUAAAUUCCACGACGACUAUGAUCCUGUUCCCCUGGACUGUUUGGAGACGACAUUGCACCAGCGCGCGUUCAGUCAAGACACAAGUGCUCUACAAUGGUAUAAGUACAGGCACCUGUUGCAGGUUCUCAAUGACAGAUUCCAAAAGGUUAUCUCCAAGGUGACUUCACGUCAGCAGUUUUUGGUCAAGGAGAAAAAUAAGUGGCUUCGAGAACAUUAUACGGGAGUAACGUGA
Molecule: messenger RNA, 1368 nt
Organism: Liolophura sinensis
Lineage: Eukaryota; Metazoa; Mollusca; Polyplacophora; Chitonida; Chitonidae
Product: beta-1,3-galactosyl-O-glycosyl-glycoprotein beta-1,6-N-acetylglucosaminyltransferase-like
Exons: 1
Coding region: 1-1368 (455 amino acids)
Cellular component (GO): membrane
Molecular function (GO): acetylglucosaminyltransferase activity
Source: RefSeq, a predicted model, not a curated record